Amoebophrya sp. A120 is the source of this 3670-nucleotide messenger RNA. The record is from the annotation of a GenBank genome assembly. Lineage: Eukaryota; Dinophyceae; Syndiniales; Amoebophryaceae.
AGGACCACACUCUCCCCAUUGUAUCGUAUCCCUUGGCGCAGUCACCUAUGUUACUGGAUGUUGAUUUUCAUGUGGAAACGCUAUGUCUUUGUCUUUCCCACUCACUAUUGGAGUGUACGAUAGCAUGCAUGCAGGCUUUUGAAGAGAAACAUGUGUACUUAUCAAACAAAUCAUUAUCCCAAGAUAAAAACAAAUUUUGCUUGCUGAUUUUUUUUGAUCCAAGAAUUAUUACAAGGUCCCAUUGCUGGACGCCGACGCACUGCUACCGCACGAAAAGCCAAAUAAUUACACCAAGACCCCGGAGGACUUCAUUCAAUCGCUGCCUUUAUUUUUCCACGACCGACUCGAGCCCGUCUUCACUGCCAGACGCCGGCUCAGCGUGUAGCAGCACACUGAUCAGUGGGUACGACUACUACGAGAUCGUCCUCUGAUCAUGCCGGUGAUUAUGUAACUGGGACUUGAAGCUGAAGCUGCAUCAAGGUAAAAAAGAAGAAAAUGGCGCAGGAAGUAGCGCAUCAGCAACAACACCACCCCUCGCACGCGGAGCUGCACCCGCCAGCGCGUGUGGAGCAGGAAUUCACUACGGAGAGAGAUCUGGGCAAGGUCACACUCAAACUCCCAGCCAGUGAGAGGCAGGCGACGGGUAUUCUUUAUCUAUCGUUGUGAGUACUAAUUCGUAAAAAUUUUUGAAUGUAAGUCCUCGUUCUCCUCGAGUACUGAAAGCACUACGUAGACUAGAAGAAGAAGGUAGUGCACCACAGAGGUCCUCUACGUACUCAGAUACCACAGAAGUAUUAGUGCACCAGUGAAACGAUGACAUGAAGUUGCCUCCGACGGCAAAGAAAAGAAUAAAUCUCAUCCUCCACAUCAGACGACACCGGCAAACUUUUGAACACUCGCGAAACCAUCGGCUCGCUCGGGUACGCCGUUCCUUUCUUCGCGCUGACUGCGUCUCGCUGGUCCCCGCUGCGGGAACUGUCUUACGACGAUGAUCCGGAAAACGAGACCUGGUCGGAGUGGUUCACGCGGCAGAAAUACGGCGUCGGCAUGUACCAGUCGCUCAUGUACCACAAUUCGCUUUCCGUCGUGGCGCUCCUCCUGUUUCACUAUGCCGAGGAAUGGUCCCCCGGGGAGCUUUUUCCGGCCAUGCUGGACGAAACCAUUGUGACGCUGUUCACGGGCAUCCUGGCCUUCACGCUCGUGUUCCGCAUCAACCUGGCGUACAUGCGGUGGUGGGACAGCCGGCGACUCUGCGAUCGGUUUGCGUCGAAGCUGAUAAACGUGCACUUCAUGGUAUCCCAUGUGUAAAAACGUCUUCAACACGACCACAGGAGAGUCAAAAUGGGAACUUUUCUGUUGCGCAUGACAAGCCUGGGCCCGCAGUUCAAAUGUGUGUAGCUAAAAAUGCAGCUGCGUCACAGAUCCAUCGAUCGCUUCCUCCUGCUUCUGGCGCCACAAACUGCGAGACACACAGCAUUGCAGAAUGCUCUUCAUGAGGCUAAGUACGCAUGAGAAACGCUUUAGGCUUGCAGAUUUGCAUGACAAAUCCGGUUCGGGGACGCUUUUACACAGCAUACUUUGCGAUGGCCUUCGACCAAUACUCCGUGGUCUCCGAUGAGAGCAAGGCGGUUUUCCGCACUAUGCAUUGCAAAUCAAUAUGUCUGGGUCUGGAUUUGUGAUGGGAGAUCUGAAGAAGAAGAACAGCAAGAUCUGUACUAUGCAUGAACACGAUUGGCCAAUCUUUCAAUUUUUUUUCGGUCUGGAAGCCAGUGUGUCAACAUGUCUUUUGCGAUUGAAUGAAUCUGCAUAGAUCCUCCUACUUCUACUUCUGAUGCUGCUAUGCCGUACAAGCGCCUAAGUACUCUGGCAUGCGAGUGUCAGCAACGCAAGUUUACAGGCCCGGACAUGUAUUUGCAUUUGAUACGGACCCGGCUCGCCGCGUUACUGUCUUUGUUCCACGCGGAGGGCAGCCGCGAGCUCGGGGACAUCAAGGAAAUGAAGCAGUGUCUCGGCUACAGGUUGUGCGAGGAAGCCGAACUCGAGUAUUACCUCGAUCGGGCAAAGAACCCCGACACGUGCGCGCGUUCCGGGCCGUUGCAGGUCUUUCUGUGGCUGCAAAUGCUGCUCACCGGCAGGUUCCACGACGAGCACUUUGUGUCUCCCCCGGUGAUUGCAAGGCUGUACACUAGUUUAGACGAGGCACUUGACGCGUUCUACGCGGCUAUGGUGAUCCGGUCCACCCCGUUCCCCAAGCCGUUUGUGUUGAUGCUGAAUUUCGCGCUCUUUCUCGUCAAACUCGUGAUCCCUUUAUGAAGUGCAAAUUUGUGUGGGAGGCCUGGAAUAAACUUGUGGUGCUGCAUCUGCUUGAAUGAUCGCAAGCAUGCCUUAGUUGAUGGCCAAGUCUGACCAGUUUCGGACUUAAGUACUAUACCUAGUAGGUGCUGCCUAUUGACCAUGACAAACUGCGUUUCUGCAUGAUAAAAAGAUGCUGCGGUGUGGUACUUAACGUGCUUGACAGACUUCAGAGUCAUCUUAACCGAGCAUGACAAGCCGUGCUCUCUUCGUUUUCCAGACCCGCCAGACAUUUAUUUCCAUUCCAUACCCCAUGGUGAUCCACCAAACCGGUCUGGCGCUCCACUGGAAAAUUCCGUUGCUUUGUUUCUGCGUCUACGGGUUUUUCGGAAUCGGGCGCGUGGCAGUGGAGCUGGAGCACCCGUUUGGGUCCGACUUUUACGAUCACCCGCUUGAGAACUGGCAGUUGGACCUCGACAUUACCCUGUUUGACGCGAUUCACCGCUGUGGGCACACGGUGCCCAAAAUCAAGUGCCAAGUGGUUGGGAGUAGAACUGAAAUCGACGGAGAGUUAGAGGACACAGACAAUUUUGACACCGUCGCCAUGACCGACGCAGCCUUGCGGUGCCGCGGGAAAAAGCACCUGCAUGGCUGCCAACCUGUGAAUGCCGGCGGAGCUCAACUUAGGGAUGAAAAUAAGUUCGCAACUAGGAAUUCUAGCGCUGGUGCCAAAGCAGCUGCAUCUAAGUCAACAACGGAAGUGGAGACCAGGGAUCUGAACACUCUUCGGAGGAUAGACCGACUGAAAAAGAAGCAGAAACAAAAGCAGUUUGAUCAGAUUGCGGCAGAGGACCACGCGGCUUCAGGUGCCGAUCAGGUGAGGCUGAUUCAGGACGGUGAGACCACUCUACAUAGCCCGACCAAUAAUUACAACGCGAGCAACUUGAAAAAUACCUUCCAGCCGGAAGACCGGCGGCAGAGCGGCCAGCAGCGGGGACGAGGUUUCAACCCGCCCGGCACCGUGAUUCAGUACACUUUGCCAAGUCGCGACUCUUAUCAAAUGCAAAAAUGUCUGGGUCUGGAAGAAUCCAACUUGUCAUGCUGAUUUUGGAUUCUAAAAAAAUCUGUAUUGCAUGAGCAGCAAAGAGUGUCCAAGUUUUGCUACACGGAAAGAGCAUUUGUCAUGCGGUACAGGCAUCAGGAAGCCCUCACAAAAUCUGUGAUGCUAGGGCAUGCAUCACAGGCAUCAGGAGUCAUGCAAAAUGUGCAUGACAAACCCGGCAAUCUUCCAGACCCAGACAUUUUUGCAUUUGAUAACUCUGAUAAUUCGACGCAAAUGAGCCUGAGUCCGAGAAAUGGGUCAUUCGGGGGAUACUAA